Molecule: messenger RNA, 1308 nt
Organism: Oryza sativa Japonica Group (Japanese rice)
Lineage: Eukaryota; Viridiplantae; Streptophyta; Magnoliopsida; Poales; Poaceae
Biological process (GO): translation
Cellular component (GO): mitochondrial large ribosomal subunit; ribosome
Molecular function (GO): structural constituent of ribosome
Source: RefSeq, a predicted model, not a curated record
CCCAUGAUAGCACAGCCUACUCGCCCUGCCGCCGCCCGCUGAUCCCCCGACUCCCCCCAAAACCCACGCCGCCGCCGCCGUCUCUUCCCUCCCUUCUCCGCCGCAGCCGCCGUAUCCCCCCUCUCUCUCCGGGAGCUGAAAGCGCCCGAGGAGGAGAUCAGGUUCUUUGGCCAUGGUGGGCUGGCGGGCGGCGGGCGGCGCUCGUGCCGUUCUUCGCCGGCUCAGCGCGGCGGCGGAGGCGGCGGCGAAGCAGGACGGCCGUGUGUUCGCUGCCAGCUAUAGCGGCAGCAGUGGCGGCGUGAAUGCUCCGUUUGGCUUGGGCCAAUAUGCAAACCUUUUGAGGGCACAAGCUUUUGCAUCCAGGGGAGUCGCGCUGAACUUCCAUCAGCUGAUCCGCAAUGCUGGAAUAUCUACCACAAGGAACCUGCUUGCUGCAGAUGAUGCUAUGGUUCCUGUUUCUUCUCCUUUGACACCUCCACUUGGUGAUGGAGAACAAACUGACAAAAAGGGAGCAAUUGUUAAGCGGCUGAAGGUCCAAGCCAUCAAGAAGGAUAUCAAGCAGAGCCCCAAGAAGGUGAAUCUGGUAGCAAAGCUGGUUCGAGGAAUGCGUGUGGAAGAUGCCCUGUUGCAGUUGCAAGUGACAGUUAAAAGGGCUGCAAAAACUGUAUAUCAGGUGAUUCAUUCUGCUCGUGCCAAUGCAGCUCACAAUCACGGACUGGAUCCUGAUAAACUUAUUGUGGAAGAGGCUUUUGUUGGGAAAGGACUUUACCUGAAGAGGUUGUCCUACCAUGCCAAAGGGCGGUGUGGCGUCAUGGUGAGACCGAGGUGCAGACUGACAGUAGUGGUUCGAGAGGCUACCGCUGAGGAAGAGGCAAAGAUCGCGAAACUCAGAGUCAGCAACUAUAAGAAGCUGACCAGAAAGGAGAAGCAGCUAAUGCCGCACCGUCUUAUCGAGGUUAGCCCGAGGUGGGCUCGCAAGAGGAAAGAGGAGGCUGGUGCUGCUGCGUAGCAUGGCUUCCCAUUUGCAGGAUGUCUGCCUUCAUUGGCCUUGAAGCGGUGAGUAGCCGCAUAUGCUGAAAUUUACCCAAGAACAAUUGUAGCUCUCUCAAGAAUGAAUUCAAAGGUCUCAUUUGUCAGGCCUGUCUUUGUUCUGUUUGUUUCAUCUGUAUGAAAUUUGUCUCAUGAAGCAUAGGAAACUGUGGCAUUGCCCACGAUUCUACUCAGAAUGAAUAAUGUCACCUCUGAUAUUUUGUUCGGCCUGCCUAUUUUUAUAGUUGUCUUCGCUGAAGAUCCGUAUUCAAAGUUAAA